AUGUUGGCAAACAAGAAUAUUCCCUCGUUAUUUAUCAUCUUUGUAGCUCUAGUUUUCUUCCAAGGUACCCUUUCGAAUGCACAGCCAUCUGAGCCUGAGAUUGAAACGCAAUGCGCUUUUCUGGAUGUUCAAGGAUCAUAUGAUAUCAAUGCCGCUCUAAUGGCCACAACAACGGACAACACCAGACCAAAAAGAAUAAAAACAACAAAGGUUCAAAAGCAGACACUCACAUGGCCUGAAGCCGAAGGCUUGAUAAAGCAGGGUCAACAAGUCUCGCUGGCUCCCCGAGACACUAUUCAGCCAACCAAACCUGUUCGUCCGAGCGGCUUAAACUCUACGAUUGCGAAAACUGCUAGAUUUUGUAAGGGCACUUUCGAAGAACAUAUAGUAUGCAUUUGGGUGGGAAAUCAAACACGAACUCCGCCACUUCCUGGUUACAAGCCUGGGUGGUACACCGAUUCUGCAGGCCACGUGAUAGAUUUAGCCAGGCUCAAUUAUAAAACCAAGAUAGAGGUUUCGGUCAACGGCACCGACUACAAACCCUACACAGUUGCUGGGUUUUGUACCUUUCCCAUAGAGCCCAAUGUCAUAAAAGAUUGUGCGCAGAUCGUUUUACCAGUACCCCUAUCGAAUGGAGAAUGCUUGACCCUCCUUUAG
Molecule: messenger RNA, 657 nt
Organism: Melampsora larici-populina 98AG31
Lineage: Eukaryota; Fungi; Basidiomycota; Pucciniomycetes; Pucciniales; Melampsoraceae
Exons: 9
Coding region: 1-657 (218 amino acids)
Source: RefSeq, a predicted model, not a curated record